UAUUCCACAAUUCCCACAAUCCCAGCCUUCCAAUCCAAGGUGGCUCAAAUCCAUCCUUUCCUUGGAUGAAAAAUUCCUGGGAAUUCCAUCAGGAUUUAUUGCACAAUCCCAGAUGGCUCCAAUUCCAAUCCAGCCUUUCCUUGGACGCUUCCAGGGAUGAAAAUCCUGGAAUUCCAUCAGGAUUUAUUCCACAAUUCCCCCAAUCCCAGGUAGCUCCAAUCCAACCUUUCCUUGGACACUUCCAGGGAUGAAAAUUCCUGAAAUUCCAAGAUUUAUUCCACAAUUCCCACAAUCCCAGGUGGUUCCAAUCCAGCCUUCCCUUGGACACUUCCAGGGAUGAAAAAAUCCUGGAAUUCUGGAAUUCCAUCAGGAUUUAUUCCACAAUCCCCAGGUGGCUCCAAUUCCAAUCCAGCCUUUGCUUGGACACCUCCAGGGAUGAAAAUCCUGGAAUUCUGGAAUUCCAUCAGGAUUCAUUCCACAAUUCCCACAAUCCCAGGUGGCUCCAAUCCAACUUUUCCUUGGACACUUCCAGGGAUGAAAAAAUCCUGGAAUUCCAUCGGGAUUUAUUCCACAAUUCCCCCAAUCCCAGGUGGCUCCAAUUCCAAUCCAGCCUUUCCUUGGACGCUUCCAGGGAUGAAAGUCCUGGAAUUCCAUAAUGAUUUUUCCACAAUUCCCCCAAUCCCAGAUGGCUCCAAUCCAACCUUUCCUUGGACGCUUCCAGGGAUGAAAGUCCUGGAAUUCCAUCAGGAUUUAUUCCACAAUUCCCCCAAUCCCAGGUGGCUCCAAUCCAACCUUUCCUUGGACAAUUCCAGGGAUGAAAAUUCUGGAAUUCCAUCAGGAUUUAUUCCACAAUUCCCCCAAUCCCAGAUGGCUCCAAUCCAACCUUUCCUUGGACACCUGUAGGGAUGACAAACUGCAGGAAUUCUGCAAUCCCACCCAGCUUUCCUCCCCAGUCCCCUCCAGCCCUCCGCGGCCCCGGCAGUGCCAGAGCCGCGGGAAUGUGGGAUUUGGGAAUCGUGUCCGUGUUGGCAGCUGCUGCGGGAGGAGCUGCUGAGCUGCGGCACCGUGCUGCACAUCGCGGAGCUGCCGGACUCGGGCUUCUCCGACCACGACAUCAAGAGGCUGGUGCAGCCCUUCGGCAAGGUCAGCGACCUCAUCGUGCUGCGCUCCCGCAACGAGGCCUACCUGGAGAUGAACUACAAGGAGGCCGUGAUCGCCGCCGUCAAGUUCGGGGAGACGGCGCCGCUGCUGCUGAACGGGAAACGCGUCCGGAUCAGCGUGGCCGAGAGAGCCCCGGCGAAAAAAACGGUGAAAAAAAAAGUCCUGAACCCCAAAAAAACCCCAACAACCACCAAGAAAGUUCCCAGCACCAACAGCAAGAGCCCCAAAGUCCUGACAGGGAAAAAGGAAAAAGUGAAGAAAACGUUGGGAGAGAAGAAAGUGAAGAAAGCCCCAGAGGGGGAAGGAAAACCAACGGUGGAGGAUUCCGGGAUUCCGGCCGAGGCCGGGCUGGAAAUCCCGGGCUUGGAGCCCUCAGACCCCAAAAACCCCCAUCCCAAGGAUCCCCAUCCCAAAAACCCCCAUCCCAAGGAUCCCCAUCCCAAAAACCCCCAUCCCAAGGAUCCCGCUCCCGAACCCUCCCCGGAGCAGGACGGGCCCGAGGAGGCCGGGCCAGCCCUGGAGGCGGGGCCAGAGCCUGCGGUGAGCGAGGAAGGCACGGAUCCAGGAGGGGAGGCCGGCGCCGAGGCGUGCUGCGUGCUGCUGGUGUCCAACCUGCCGGCCAAGGGCUGCUGCGCCCGCGACAUCGCCGGCCUGGCCCGGCCCUUCGGGGGCCUGCGCGACCUGCUGCUCGUCUCCUCCCACAAAAAGGCGUUCCUGGAGAUCCCCUGCAGAGCUGCAGAGUCCAUGGUGAAGUUCUACGGCUGCUUCCCCAUGUGCCUGGACGGGAACCAGCUCCAGAUCCGGCACGAGCCCCGGCACCGCAACCUGCGGGAUGAGGAAGCAAUUUUCAUUGCUCUCAUCAAGGAGGCCGAUCCCAAGGCGGACGCUGCCUCUCUCCGCUCUCACCUGGUGCACCUGGGGAACCUCCCUGCCGAGGGCUUCCGCGAGCUGGAGCUGGUGUGUGCGGGGCUGCGCUUCGGCAAGGUGGAGCACUACGCCGUGCUCAGCAACCGCCACCGGGCCAUCCUGCAGCUGGACAGCCCCAAAUCCGCACGCUCCAUGCACAGCUUCCUGCAGCAGUAUCCUUAUUCCAUAGGAGAGCACACACUCACCUGCUCCUUGUCCUCCCACGGAGACAUUCCUGAGGCUGAAACCGGGAAAAGGGAAGUGAAGAGAGAAGACAGGAGCAAAGGAAGCUCUGGCUUGAAAAAAAUUCCAGAGGGAUCAGGAACGGUGCAAAAACCAGCUGGAAAUCCAUCGGGAGAGGCCAGGAAAGGCCAAAUUCCCACCCCAAAUGUUGCUGAGGAGAUUCCAGCGGGACAAGUGGAGAUUCCCGAGUCGCAGGCAGGAGGAGCAGCGAGGGAAUCGCCCGCAGGGAUGGACGUGGAGGGAUUGGAUCCUGGAAUUCCCGUGGAUCCUGCUGGCAGCAAAUCACCCGGAGCGAGGUCGGAGAAGAAACCAGCGCCGCUUUCCGGAGCGGGGACGGACAAAGCCCGGGAUGAGCCGGAGCUGGGAAUCCAAAAGGAGGAUGAGGAACCCUCUGCUCCCGCUGUGGAACCCCUGGAAUCAUCCAGCAAGGUGAUCCCAGCGGCCAGAGGAACGCCAGGAGCCAUCCCUGGAAUGUCCCCGAGCUCAGAGGAGGUUCCUGCGGUGUCACCCGGUGUCACCCAGCCCAGCACGGAGCCGGCUGCUCUGGAGAAAACUCCCGUUCCUGAGGCUGGGAAAGGCAGCCAUGAAACGUCCACGGAGAGGAAAGCUGUCCCAAAAACUGUGGAUACUCCAGGGAAAAAACUGGAUGUGGCUGGAGCGGAGAGAGAGGCGACAGCGGAGGAAUCCGUGCUCAAAAUCGGGGAAAAUCCGGGGAAGAUUGUGGGCAAGGCUGGGACAGAGCCAGAGAAAACACCUGGAAAAAUAUCAUCCAGGGGUGGGGAGAACUCUGGGAAUGCUGUUGGUGAGAUGCACGGGGGAAGUUCAGUUAAAAUCCCACAAAAUAAAGGGAUGGGAGCUGCAAAAUCCGACGAAAGCCGCACGGCAGCUCCGGUAAAUCCCACUGCAUCCCUGAAGGAAUCUUGCAUUGGGAAAACCUUUUUGAAGGCAGUGGUGUCUGUCCCGGACAUCCUGAAGCAGAGAAUUCCCGUCAGGAUCACCGAGCCUUCCCUGGGAAGAGCUGGGGAGCAGAAAAUCCCCCCCAAAGCGGGGCUGGAGAAGAAAAUCCCACCCAAAACCGUGGCUCAGCCGGGAGCUGGGAACAGCCAGUGGAAGGGGAAUGGAAAUGCUGGAGUGGAAGCACAGGGAGAUGGCGGGAAGGGCUCAUCCCAGCAGGAAAAGGAUUCCCAGCUGGAAUCUCGGGCGAGUUCCAAGCAGAGCCAGCAGGGAGAGAGCGGAACAGCUGGCACGAGGGAAGAUCCCAGUGGGAAUCAGGCUCCUGGUGGGGGCGGUGCUGCAGCUUGGAAAAGCGGCGCUGCCAGCGCUGGAAAACAGAAGGAGGAGGAAGAGCUCUUCCCGUUUAACCUGGACGAGUUCGUCACGGUGGACGAGGUGCUGGAGGAAGCCGAGUCUCCGGUGGUGCCGCGGCGGAACCCCCCGAGGGGGAAGAGAAAAGAAGCCCCCAAAGCCAACCCUACGGAGCCGGCAUCCAAGAAGAGGAAAGGGAAGAGUUGCGGAGCCGAAGGUGAGCUGUCCUUUGUCACCUUGGAUGAGAUCGGGGAGGAGGAGGACGCCCCGGUGCCGCUGCCGGGCGUCGACCCCCAGGGCCUGGUGGUGGUGGAUGAGGUGGUGGAAGAGGAGGAGCUGUCGGAAGCGGUGAAGGAUCCGCAGGCGCUGCUGACGCUGGAUGAGAUCUCGGAGCAGGAGGAGCCAGGCUCCCAUGGGAAUGGGCCCCGGGUGGAAUUCGAGGAGCGGGAUCUGAAGGCCGAGCCCUUGGUGACCGUGGAUGAGAUCGGGGAGGUGGAGGAGCUGCCCCUCAACGAGCCCACGGAGCUGCGCGCCGCCGAGGAGGGAAAAACCAAUCCCAGGGAUUGCGCGGCAUCCCAGGUGCCCGACGAUCCCAACGCCUUGGUGACUGUGGAUGAGAUCCAGGAGGACAACGAGGACAAUCCUCUGGUGACUCUGGAUGAGGUUAAUGAGGAUGAGGAUGACUUCCUGGCCGACUUCAAUCACCUCAAAGAGGAACUAAACUUUGUUACAGUCGACGAAGUCGGCGAUGAGGAAGAAGAAAACACUUUCCCAGGGAAGAACCCGCCCGAGGAUGAAGAUGACGAAGAUAUUGUUGCUGUUGCAGGACCAGAAGAAAUGGGAAUUUUAGGAGAUACAAAUCCAGAGGAUGAAAUGGCUGAAAUCUCCAAGCCAAAAGCAGCUCAGCUGGGAUCAGAAGAUGCAGAACCAAAGUCUCAGCAGAAGAAAACGACUUUGCAAGGUGUCCCCAAGACGCAGAGCACUCCCAAAGCUCUGGACAUCCUGGUGCCAAAGGCCGGAUUCUUCUGCCAGAUCUGCUCCCUCUUCUACGCCGACGAACCCUCCAUGAUCAACCACUGCAGGACCCCCCUGCACCGGCAGAACAUGGAGAAAUUCAUGGCCAAGCAGCAGGACAGCGGCGGGGAGGAGCCGAGCUCCAGGUGAUGGAGCUCCCCAGGAACGACACUUCGGGGCCAGUCAGUUCUGUGUGUUUGGAUUUCCUUUGUCAUUUGGGGUCAGGAAGGACCUUCCAUGAUGUAAAAAAUCGGAGCUGGGAACAGACUAAACCCAAAGCAGGAGAGGGUUGGAUUUGUGUCUCCAAUCGUCCGACGUGGGAGAGACUGUUCCAGGUGUCUCCAGGAAAUAAAUGUUCUUACUGUAUAGUUA
Molecule: messenger RNA, 5001 nt
Organism: Passer domesticus (house sparrow)
Lineage: Eukaryota; Metazoa; Chordata; Aves; Passeriformes; Passeridae
Product: zinc finger protein 638-like
Exons: 19
Coding region: 1192-4779 (1195 amino acids)
Cellular component (GO): nucleus
Molecular function (GO): RNA binding; zinc ion binding
Source: RefSeq, a predicted model, not a curated record